Messenger RNA from Linum trigynum, 1787 nucleotides. The record is from the annotation of a GenBank genome assembly. Lineage: Eukaryota; Viridiplantae; Streptophyta; Magnoliopsida; Malpighiales; Linaceae.
CGUCUGUGUGUGCCCUUCUGGUUUAGUCUCCGGGGAAAGCGAAGAAAAAUCGUUUCGGCGGCGGGGAAAGGGAGCCAGCCAUGUAUCCCAGUUCAGGUCACACCAACGGCUACCACGACCAGCAACAGCCGGAGCACCAGCGAGUUGUGACGACGACUCAACGGCAGCGGGUCAGAAGAGGGUCCCGCGGCGGCGGACUUAGGUCGCGUGAUUACGGGGAUGGGUUUAGGGUUUUUGGCGAGGAUAAUAAUAUCCAGCCGCCGUCGCAGCAGGCGGAGCAGCAGAAUCUCGCUCCGUGUACCGACUUCGAUAAGGCCUACUUCCAUUCUUACGCUCAUGUUGGCAUCCACGAAGAGAUGAUCAAGGACAGAGUACGCACCGAUACUUAUCGGAGUGCAAUCUUGCAGCACCAGAAGCAUAUCGAAGGCAAAGUUGUCAUGGAUGUUGGCUGUGGCACUGGAAUUCUAGCUAUAUUUUGUGCUCAAGCUGGCGCGAAACGGGUAUAUGCUGUAGAUGCCAGUGAUAUUGCUCUUCAGGCUAAUGAAGUUGUAAAGGCAAAUAAUUUAUCUGACAGGAUUAUUGUAUUGCAUGGGAGAGUUGAGGAUGUUGAAAUUGACGAGGAGGUUGAUGUUAUAGUUUCAGAGUGGAUGGGCUACAUGCUUCUCUACGAGAGCAUGCUAGGAAGUGUAAUUACUGCAAGAGAUCGAUGGCUAAAACGUGGAGGACUGAUUCUUCCCUCACAUGCAACGUUGUAUAUGGCGCCUAUCACACAUCCUGAUCGAUACACGGAAAGCAUUGAUUUUUGGCGCAAUGUGUAUGGGAUCGACAUGUCUGCCAUGUUGCCAUUAGCUAAACAGUGUGCAUUCGAAGAGCCAUCAGUGGAGACAAUAAGUGGUGAGAAUGUCUUGACAUGGCCUCAUGUGGUGAAAUAUGUGGACUGCUAUACACUUCAAAAUUACGAGCUAGAAUCUGUUACAACAAGGUUUCAAUUCAAGUCAAUGAUGAGAGCUCCAUUUCAUGGGUUUGCAUUUUGGUUCGAUGUCGAAUUUAAUGGGCCUGCAAACUUGAACACGAACGCUCAAAUUUUGCUACCUGGAUCACCAAAUCCUCCUUCCUUGGAUGGUGCCGUGAAGAAGAAAAGGACGAAUCCAAAUGACACACUUAUACUGUCUACUGCUCCUGAGGAUCCUCCAACACAUUGGCAGCAGACAUUGAUAUACUUCUAUGAGCCAAUAGAGGUGGAGCAAGAUCAAGUGAUAGAAGGGUCAUUGGUGUUGUCACAAAGUAAAGAAAACCGUCGGUUCAUGAAUAUUCACCUCGAGUACAGCUCCGGUGGCCGUUCUUUCGUGAAGGAGUCAGUUAUGAGAUGACGACAGCUUUGAGUUAGAAACAAGACAGACGAGUUUACUGUCAGGUUGUCCUUCCCCGUAGCAGCCGCAGUUUUGGCUGAAUGGUUUUCUUGGGAAGGAGGCAAUUGUACUAUUAGACUUUGUUUAAUGGCAACGGCUGGCUGGCUGACCUGAGUUGGGCAGCGAGAAGUAGGAAUUAUAAGUUUGUAGAAGAAGAGCAACCCAAAAUUGUUGUUUCAAUUGGAUUUCCCUGAAGCACAUCGGGUAGAGUCCUCGAUUUGGUUCUUGUAUGAGUAGUUAGCAUUGCCAAUGUGGAAUUGUAGCAGGCAUGGUCCAGUGUACCAUAAUUCAUAAGAUUGUUUAUUGUCAAAAUGGCAAGUAUUUAGGUGGGAACUGACGAGCUGUUGAUCUUGGGAUGAAUGAAUGUAAAAUGAUGAU